GCGAAACGUCUCCAACAGUCCACAUCGAGGAACGAGCAGAAGUCGUCCGGCUGCCGUUGAGCUGAGCUGCUGAAGGCGUUAAUGUCGGUGUGAGAGUUUGUCGGAUUUAUUAGUUUGUCCGGAGACGCUCGACUUCACUUCAACAACAGAUAAAAGACACGUUUCGGACACAGAAGCUUAUUCCUCAGCGCCGAUGUAAAGCAGCACAAGGUCAGAGGCUAAAGACUGCGUUUCUCCUGCCCACAUCUGAAGCCAAGAGUCAUUAAACAGGGGCAGGGGGAGGUUUCAGCCAGAGGCUCAGCCAUGGAGGGAGACUGCCUCAGCUGUAUGAAGUACCUGAUGUUCAUCUUCAACUUCUUCAUCUUUCUGGGUGGUUCCUUUCUGCUGGGUGUUGGUGUUUGGGUGCUAGUGGACCCGAUGGGCUUCAGGGAGAUUGUGGCGGCCAACCCCCUGCUGUUCACGGGGGUCUACGUCAUCCUGGCCAUGGGCAGCAUGCUGUUCCUGCUGGGCUUCCUGGGCUGCUGUGGAGCCAUCAGGGAGAACAAAUGUCUCCUGCUCUUUUUUUUCAUGCUCAUCCUCUUCAUCUUCCUCGCUGAGCUGGCAGCCGCCAUCCUGGCCUUCCUCUUCAGGGAGCAUUUAACCAGGGAGUAUUUCACCAGGGAGCUGAAACGUCACUAUCAGGGUCACAACAACACUGACGUCUUCACCUCCACGUGGAACGCCAUCAUGACCACGUUCAACUGCUGUGGCGUAAGUGGUCCCGAGGACUUCGAAGAGAGCCUCUUCAGGCUCCUGAACCCCAGCAAGAUGGUCCCUGAGGCCUGUUGCCAGAGGAACAGUUACCCUGGAGAUGCCAGUGUGGAGCAGUGUGUGAGCGGCACCGUGGCCUUCAGGCACAACAAGGGCUGUUACUCAGCAAUGGUCGACUACUUUGAGACGUACAUCUACACAGCAGGAGCUCUGGCCAUCGUGGUGCUGACAAUUGAACUGUUCGCCAUGGUGUUUGCCAUGUGUUUAUUCAGAGGUAUCCAGUAACGGCCACGUGCACCACUAUCGCCAUCAUCAUCAGCCGUUUAAAAGGCACAAGCAGAAGGAAAACAAAACUGUAAAAUAUGAAAUGUAUUUGUACAGUGAUAGUUUAUGUGUCUCAUUGGUUUUGUGGCAUCAUUUUGUACUUCACAGCGGCAGCAGGUGCUGCUUUGGGCACAAUAGACACACACAGGAGGUAAUCUGUGACCUGAGGCUGAGGUGUGGCACUGUCCACAGUGUUUACUAAAGGGUUAACACCGGUGAGUCCAGGUUCUACAAGCUAAACACAGAAGUCACUUCAGUCCAGGACUAGUCUGUGUCCAGGAAGCUGGAAACACACCACACAGUCAACAGCCUGAUUUAUGUCCUGGAUUUCACCACGAUGAUUGAUUCUCAGGAUCCAGGACAGUCUGCACAGUUCUGCACAAAACGGUUCAGGCACCAUGGACAGCCAGCACACAUUAUACUGCAGUGAGCCUCACAACACUCAGAACUGUCAGGAUCACAUGAAAAAUGUUUGUUUUUUUUACAGCUGGAAUCUGGAGAAUGUGAAGGUGAUCGUGUAGUUUGAGGUGAUCAGCAAUGGAAACCAGAACACAGAACAUCGGGCCUCAUGCAAGAACACAUUUUCCUCUUCUCAUAAACAUGAACACAUGAGGUUUCUCAUGUUCCCAGUCAGAUUCGCCAAACUAUUUUAACUGCACAAACUGAUUGGAAAUUCCUCGUUUUAAAUCUGAUGUACGCCGCCAUCCACGUACAGGGGUGCAUUUGUUAGAUUUGAUAAAUUAAAACCUGUGGAAUUACUAUAACAUGAUUAAUGACGGAAUCAAAAGGACGUCUUGCUACAGUAAAACAGUCUUAGAUGGGAAGUGAAGAGAUGUGUCAGUCAUGGAGAUGGAUGACAGAUUAUAUUACAUUUUACAGAUGAUGGAGCGUCAGGGCCACUCAUAAUAAGGAGCUUAUUAGUGAAACGUAUGAUUUCGGUUUGCCCAUCACUUGCUUGACACAUACGCUUUGACCUAUUUACGUAUUAGUUAUAAAAUCUCAACUUUUCUCUCUAAAUAUUUGGACUUCUUUCUUGAAAUACUCAAGAAAUACUAUGACUUUGUCAAGAGAUUAGAUUCUUUUUCUUUUUUUCGAAUGAUACAACAUUUUUCUCUUUUUCUCCAACACGUUUGACUUUAUUAAAGUCAAAUGUUGUUAUAAUAUUUAUCUUACAACAUUAUUCUGGAGGAA
This is a messenger RNA of Seriola dumerili (greater amberjack), 2265 nucleotides long. Its product is annotated as tetraspanin-18-like. Gene Ontology annotation, cellular component: membrane. The transcript is spliced from 9 exons. The record is from RefSeq and is a predicted model, not a curated record. NCBI's taxonomy places the organism in Eukaryota, Metazoa, Chordata, Actinopteri, Carangiformes, Carangidae. The coding region runs from base 304 to 1035 and encodes 243 amino acids.